Limulus polyphemus (Atlantic horseshoe crab) is the source of this 398-nucleotide messenger RNA. Its product is annotated as protein DJ-1-like. The record is from RefSeq and is a predicted model, not a curated record. Gene Ontology annotation, biological process: protein deglycation, glyoxal removal; guanine deglycation, glyoxal removal. The coding region runs from base 147 to 398 and encodes 83 amino acids. Gene Ontology annotation, molecular function: protein deglycase activity. The transcript is spliced from 2 exons. Gene Ontology annotation, cellular component: nucleus; cytosol. NCBI's taxonomy places the organism in Eukaryota, Metazoa, Arthropoda, Merostomata, Xiphosura, Limulidae.
AUUUCAAAUCAGUGUACCGGUAUACAUGACUAACUUCAUUUGCUCUAGGACGUGUGGCAUACGCAAAAAAAAUAUCCUUGUGCGGAAGGUUUAGAUUUAAUCCUCUAAAACUACUUUAUUCUGUUAAAUAUAUAACUACUAACAGUAUGUCUAAAUCUGCUCUUUUGAUUUUAGCUGAUGGUGCUGAAGAAAUGGAGGCUGUAAUAUCGGCCGAUGUCAUGAGACGCGGUGGGAUCACAGUUAAAGUAGCUGGCUUAGCAGGAAAACAGCCAGUUGUGUGUAGUCGAGAUGUUACUAUAGUCCCUGAUAUCGGCUUAGAAGAUGCCAUAAAAGAAGGGCCAUAUGAUGUGAUAGUUCUUCCCGGUGGUUUAAAAGGUGCUGCAAAUGUGGGGAAUUAA